AUGGCGUCCAACGAGUCCAACGACCUACCCCCAGCCUCGUCGACCAACCCAGAGAUACCGCCGAGCGCAGACCCUAUGGCCUAUGUAACCGGUGAGCUGAAACGGGCAUUCGAGGAUAUCGCCAGAGGCGAGCAAACAGCGUCCCUGCUCGAGGCAAGCUUAACCGCCCUAGAGUCCAAACUAGAUGCCAUCCUCGCCGCCGCCGAGGUCCCUGAUGCAGAGGAGAGGGACGUGAAUUCCGACCAGGGUGUUGUCGACAGGCGUGCUCCUCCUGGCAGCUCAUCAGCGAAGGAGGAGGAGAAACAGUGA
This is a messenger RNA of Scedosporium apiospermum, 309 nucleotides long. RefSeq lists its product as uncharacterized. Lineage: Eukaryota; Fungi; Ascomycota; Sordariomycetes; Microascales; Microascaceae. The transcript is spliced from 3 exons. The coding region runs from base 1 to 309 and encodes 102 amino acids. The record is from RefSeq and is a predicted model, not a curated record.